AUGGCAUUCCAGGCAUUUCUAGCGAUUUUGCUCAAUGUCAUGCUUCUUUUCAUGCCCGAGUCUCUUCGAUGGCUCUUUCAACACGAUCGUCAACAAGAAGCAGCUGAAGUUCUGCGUCGCCUACGAUCGUCAAAUGGCCAAGUGGAUGAGGUGGCUUUGGCGACUACCAUGGCAGAAAUCCAGGACGCGCUAGAACUAGAAAGGGAACAAAAAAGCUGGAUGGAUCUGCUUCGAGAUGAUAACGCCUGGAGUGGGAGUACACCGAUCAGUUAUUACACCACUGUUAUGUAUGAGCUCACCAUCCACAUGUACCUGCCAAUUGCUGACUGCUUGGAACUGCGCAGCUUGGAGGACUCGGUCGGCUUCAGUGGACAUCUUGCUCUACUGAUGUCCGGGUUUUUGCAAGUUUGGUUUCUCGUAGCUUCGUUAGGGGCUUGGUACAGCUUUGAAAAGAUCGGGCGCCGGCGAUCCUUCAUCACCUCUGCACUCGGGAAGGCCGCUGUCAUGACGGUUAUGGCCGCUAUGCUGUCGGUCGAUAAACAGGUUUCGGGAAUUGCUGCUGCGGUGAUGCUAUUUGCUUACCAAACGCUCUACACCUGGGGAUUCAUGGGUGGAAUUUGGUGUUAUGGCCCGGAGAUUCUACCCCUCGCCCACCGCUCGAAGGGUGUCGGUCUCGUCAACGCUUUCCUCUGGCUAUCGACAUUCGUCGUGAUUGAGGUGGUUCUUGUGGCGAUCAAUAACAUUGAGUGGCGGACGUAUAUCAUCUUCGCGGCGUUCAAUAUUGCGUUUGUCCCAAUCGUAUAUUUUUGGUAUCCAGAGACUGCAGGCUUCAGUCUCGAGGCAGUUGAUUUGGCGUUCAUCGACCCAAACAUCUCCCCGGUGAAGAAAGCAGAUGAAUUGUGGAAGCUAAUCCGCCAAUGUCAUGAUGUGACUCUGACGAACCAGAUUAAUCGCAAGGGUGAAGACGCCCGGGCAAGCGAUAUCGAGGCCGUGUGA
This is a messenger RNA of Penicillium odoratum, 996 nucleotides long. RefSeq lists its product as uncharacterized. NCBI's taxonomy places the organism in Eukaryota, Fungi, Ascomycota, Eurotiomycetes, Eurotiales, Aspergillaceae. Gene Ontology annotation, cellular component: membrane. The record is from RefSeq and is a predicted model, not a curated record. Gene Ontology annotation, biological process: transmembrane transport; carbohydrate transport. The transcript is spliced from 4 exons. The coding region runs from base 1 to 996 and encodes 331 amino acids. Gene Ontology annotation, molecular function: carbohydrate:proton symporter activity.